This is a messenger RNA of Nematolebias whitei (Rio pearlfish), 855 nucleotides long. It is a transcript of the gene alkbh4, whose product is annotated as alkB homolog 4, lysine demthylase. Lineage: Eukaryota; Metazoa; Chordata; Actinopteri; Cyprinodontiformes; Rivulidae. The record is from RefSeq and is a predicted model, not a curated record. The transcript has 3 exons. Gene Ontology annotation, cellular component: contractile ring; midbody. Bases 31 to 855 code for a protein of 274 amino acids. Gene Ontology annotation, biological process: actomyosin structure organization; oxidative demethylation; protein demethylation. Gene Ontology annotation, molecular function: oxidoreductase activity; demethylase activity; actin binding.
UCCAGCGUAAGAAGAAGAUGUACCACGACGAUGGCUUCUGACGGAACUGACGGUGGUAAUUCAUGCGCUUGUAAAGGCAUCCGGCGGUGUCUCACAUGUGAAAGGUUUAAAGACAAAGUACACAUCGAGGCAAGCGAAACGAAGGUUGUGCAGCAUUUCCUCUACACUCCUGAGACGAGGCUCGCUGUGUGCAAAGAUGGAGAGGGCGCUUCUUUCCCAUUUCCUGGGAUCUUCCUGUGGGAGAACUUUAUAUCAGAGGAGGAGGAGAAAGAGCUGGUUAGCUCAAUGGACCAUGACCUGUGGAAUCUGUCCCAGUCUGGUCGAAGGAAACAGGACUUUGGACCGAAGGUGAACUUCAAGAAACAAAAAGUGCGUGUAGCAGACUUUACUGGACUUCCUGCUUUAAGUCAUAAACUAGUACUGCGGAUGCAGCAAGAGCCGAGCCUGGUAGGCUUUCAGCCGGUGGAGCAGUGCAAUCUGGAUUACGAUCCUCAGCGAGGCUCAGCCAUCGAUCCGCACCUAGACGACUCGUGGCUGUGGGGGGAGCGGCUGGUCACCGUCAACAUGUUGUCCGACACUGUACUCACCAUGUCUCUUGAGCAGGGUCUGUCAGAACUGGGACUAGCGGAGGAAAUCCAUGUGGCUAUAAGACUUCCUCGCAGGUGUUUAGUAGUGGUGUACGGUGAAGCGAGGCAUAGAUGGAAACACGCCAUCCACAGGGAAGACGUUCACCAACGCAGAGUCUGCAGCACGUUCAGGGAGCUGUCUGAAGAGUUCCUACCUGGAGGGCAGCAGGCGGAGCUGGGAGCUAAACUGUUGACUAUUGCUUUAAGCUUCAAGGGAACUCCUGUAUAA